UGUACGCUGCAAUAUGGCGGGUACACGAAUCCUAGUGCUGGCACUUCCAGCGUGCAUUGUCGGAGUGUUGUUGGGCUGUGUCUCUGGCUCGCUGUGUGUAUUUGUAGCCGCAUUGUGUACACUCGUAGUCCUCGCACUGUUCCGCAGGUCUGGACUUCCCCAGCAGGUGUGUGUGCUGGUUCUGGGCGAUGUGGGCCGCAGCCCUCGGAUGACGUAUCACGCUCUGUCAUUGGCUAGAAAUGGUUUUGACGUCACGCUAGCCGGCUUCCGUGAAACGGACCCUCACAAAGAUGUCUUGAACAACAAGAAAAUAAAAAUCCAUGAAAUAUCUGACUUCAAAGGGGUGACAGCUUGUCCAAGGAUAUGUCGAUAUGUUGUAAAGGUGAUGGUGCAAACCAUCCAGCUCUUUUGGACACUUAUGAAAAUUGAUCCGCCAUCUUUUAUCCUUCUUCAGAAUCCACCAGGUUUACCCAGCAUUGCAGUGACAUGGGCGUUUUGCUGUCUUAGAAGAUGCAAGCUAAUAAUUGACUGGCACAAUUAUGGGUAUUCAAUCAUGAGUCUGACACACAGACCUGGACAUCCGGUUCUGCUCAUUGCAAAAUGGUAUGAGAAAACAUUUGGACAACUUUCAAAUUACAACUUCUGUGUAACAAAUGCAAUGAAAGACGAUUUAAGGCUUAACUGGAGGAUAAAAGCUAUUACUCUGCAUGAUAAACCUGCUUCAAUAUUCAAAGAGACUCCAGUUGAGCUACAGCAUCAGUUAUUUAUGAAGCUAGCCAAAGACUAUGCUCCAUUUAGAGCUCAAUCAAAAUAUGACGAGUCAGAAGUUGAAAAGUCUGUAUUCACAGAAUUAAACAGAAAGAGCAACAUUGUUAAAUACCAUGUAGGAAGACCUGCACUGCUAAUCAGCAGCACAAGCUGGACAGAGGAUGAAGACUUCAGUGUUUUACUGAGGGCACUACAAGACUAUGACGAGUUCAUCAGAAAUGGAAUCAUUCUUCCUUCGCUUGUUUGUGUUAUUACAGGGAAAGGUCCUUUGAAGGAAUAUUACUGUAAUUUGAUGAAAGAGCUGCACCUGCACAACAUCCAGAUCUGUACACCAUGGUUGGAAGCUGAAGACUAUCCUGUUUUACUUGGAUCAGCUGACCUAGGAGUCUGUCUCCACAAGUCCUCCAGUGGUUUGGACCUUCCUAUGAAAGUUGUUGAUAUGUUUGGCUGUUGCCUUCCUGUGUGUGCAGUGAAUUUUAAAUGUUUACAUGAACUUGUAAAACACAAAGAAAAUGGACUGAUUUUUGAAGAUUAUAAAGAACUAGCUGAACAGUUAAAGAUGUUAUUCACUAAUUUUACAAGUGACUCAAAUAAACUAAAGCCGUUUCGACAAAAUCUCCGUGAAUCUAAACAAAUACGUUGGGAUGAAACCUGGGAUGAAACUGUUCUUCCACUCUUUAAAGGAAACUGA
This is a messenger RNA of Nanorana parkeri, 1459 nucleotides long. RefSeq names its product ALG1, chitobiosyldiphosphodolichol beta-mannosyltransferase (gene ALG1). Lineage: Eukaryota; Metazoa; Chordata; Amphibia; Anura; Dicroglossidae. The transcript has 13 exons. Gene Ontology annotation, cellular component: endoplasmic reticulum. Gene Ontology annotation, molecular function: mannosyltransferase activity. The coding region runs from base 14 to 1459 and encodes 481 amino acids. The record is from RefSeq and is a predicted model, not a curated record.